UGUCUGAUUCUCUCUCUCUCUCUCUCUCUUCCCUCUCUCUACUGUGGAGAAGAGAAGACCCAGUGAUAGCUGUGAGCUUAGAGAGAGAGAGAGAGAGGGGGUAGAAGGACUAAAAGGUAGCAAUGGGUUGGUUUCCCUGCUCUGGCAAUUCAAACAAAGCCGAGAAGAAGAAGCAGAGCAAGAAACCCAAUGAUCAGAUCCCAUCAGUGAUUUAUAAGCACUGGGCGCAUCAGUAGAUUAAAGCUGCAAAAUUCAAGAAAAUUUAUUAGAUCGUGGGCAGCCAACUUUCUGGAUCCUCUUCUGAUCUAGCUGCCACCAUUUUGAGCUAAUGGGGUUGCGAUAAACUGAAGGUGAACUCAGACUCGGAUAUAAAGAAAGUGGGCGGAUCUGAUCAUAUUGCAGCAUAUACGUUCACAUUCCGCGAACUUGCUGCUGCAGCCAAGAAUUUCAGGGCAGACUGCCUCCUUGGGGAAGGUGGCUUUGGCAGAGUAUAUAAGGGGCGUCUAGAGAGCACCAGUCAGGUGGUCGCAAUCAAGCAACUUGACCGUAAUGGGCUGCAAGGAAACAGGGAAUUUCUGGUAGAAGUAUUGAUGCUAAGUCUACUUCACCAUCCAAACCUGGUUAAUUUGAUUGGAUAUUGUGCUGAUGGGGACCAAAGACUAUUAGUUUAUGAGUACAUGCCUCUAGGCUCUUUAGAAGAUCAUUUACACGACCUGCCACCCGAUAAGAAACGACUUGACUGGAACACAAGAAUGAAAAUAGCUGCUGGGGCUGCAAAAGGGCUGGAGUACUUGCAUGACAAGGCCAAUCCACCAGUCAUAUAUCGGGACCUAAAGUGCUCAAAUAUCCUUCUUGAUGAAGACUAUCAUCCCAAGUUGUCUGAUUUUGGUCUUGCGAAAUUGGGCCCAGUUGGAGAUAAGACUCACGUGUCCACACGAGUAAUGGGAACAUACGGAUAUUGUGCCCCGGAAUAUGCCAUGACGGGUCAGCUCACUCUGAAGUCAGACGUGUACAGCUUUGGGGUUGUGCUUCUGGAGAUUAUAACUGGCAGAAAAGCUAUUGAUAACUUGAAGUCAGCCGGAGAACACAAUUUGGUCGCAUGGGCCCGCCCCUUGUUUAAGGACAGGAGGAAGUUCUCUCAAAUGGCGGACCCUACACUCCAAGGACAGUACCCUGUGAGAGGCCUAUACCAAGCUCUGGCUAUCGCGGCAAUGUGCGUUCAGGAGCAGCCCAACAUGAGGCCUGUUAUAGCUGAUGUAGUCACGGCCCUAUCAUAUCUCGCUUCCCAGAAGUACGAACCGAGUUCUCGGUCUGCGUCAUCCACUCCCAGAGCGAGAAGAGAACAGUGGCCUGCCAACUGAUGCUACAGCUCAUUUGGGUUCCUUCCAAGUCCAGGGAGCUAUCGUAUAUAGGAAAUUCCAACAGAUAAGAUUCUUUUGGGUGUUCGGAGCUCUUUGGGCAGAGUUUAUUUCAGGGUUCACAAUUACGGUAACGACACCGCCUCCAAUCCAUGGAAGUGUUUACUGGAUUAGUCCCAAUGCGACAUCGAGGACAGGCCCGACCUUAUUGAGUUGGCGUAUGAGAAUUUCCAUUUUUUAAUCCUUUUUUUUUUUUUGCCUUUUCUUAAAUUUUUUUUCAGCUUUUAUUCUAUGGUCUUCACUUCUAUCUGGGUAAUUAUUUUAAUUAGACAUGUCUGAUAGAAGUUAAGAGUUCUUUUUGUUUUCUUUUUCCCUUUUUUUUUUUUUUGAUUUUGUGGGGUGGGGGAGGAGAAGGUGUUUGUUUGUAAAAGAAGUCCUUACGUUUUACACAGAGACAUCUCUUCAAUGAAUUUACAGAAAGCUUUAGUUGACAGA
Messenger RNA from Punica granatum (pomegranate), 1853 nucleotides. Lineage: Eukaryota; Viridiplantae; Streptophyta; Magnoliopsida; Myrtales; Lythraceae. The record is from RefSeq and is a predicted model, not a curated record.